This is a messenger RNA of Alternaria novae-zelandiae, 1254 nucleotides long. RefSeq lists its product as uncharacterized. NCBI's taxonomy places the organism in Eukaryota, Fungi, Ascomycota, Dothideomycetes, Pleosporales, Pleosporaceae. Bases 1 to 1254 code for a protein of 417 amino acids. The record is from RefSeq and is a predicted model, not a curated record. The transcript has 4 exons.
AUGACUAUCACAGCAGAGAACAAGUUAGAGUACCCCCAGGGUCAACUCUUCGUGCACACCAUCGAGGAGAAAGCGCAAUGGAUACCGAACAACAUGUACAUGCGUUACGCGCCGGACGACUGGUUGCACAGGGGUUACAAAACGAUUACAUGGAAGCAAUAUGCAAGCGCUAUCGAUAAGAUGGCUUUCUGGUUUGACGAGCGGCUUGGUAAAGCGGUGGAUCGCGAGACGGUUGCUUAUUUCGGGCCCAACGAUCCACGUUAUGCCAUAUUGAUUCCAUCUGUUGUAAAGCAUGGACGGAAACCUCUGUAUUUGCUGAUUCCCGAUGGACGAGUGACCAAGGAGGGGCUUGCGGGCUUGAUUGCAGCAAGUAGUUGCAAAGUAUGGCUCUAUCCAGAAGACGAUGCCGCAGGGCCGUUGGUCGACAUAGAGUCAGGCUUGAAGCUGUGUGCUUUGCCGUCGCUAGAAUGGAUGCUUGACAACGAAGGGCAAGAACAAUACCCGUAUGACAAAACGUUUGGAGAGGCCAAAUGGGAUGAAAUCGUCAUCAUCCAUACAUCAGGCACUACUGACAGUCCCUGCGUCAUGAUGCCUCGAGACGAAGUUUCCCUGACUCCCAACCUGUUCAAGAAGAUCAUGUCGAUGAACAGAAUUGAAGGCAUUAGGAUGGUGCCUUUGGACGCAGGCUCGGACGAUCUCCACGAGCUCAUAUUGGAGCAGGUUGGAGACGGGCGUACCAAUCCUUUCCAAACAAGCUUCUGGAACACAGCACAUCGUUUCCUGGAGCGGAUCAAAACGAAGGAGCUCUACAGGCCCGUCAAGGACUCCGAUGGUCGCACGCGAUGGGCGUUUUCUGCCCGCAAAGACGACUUGACGAAACUGAGUUGGCUGGCAAAGUUCCAUGCGCAGGAUAUUGAAAGGCGUAUUCUGCAACAACCAGACGUACAGAAUGUGCUGGUAGGUGGGGAAGCCCGGCCUGCGCCGUAUGUUAUCGUUCAGGCAAAGGAAGGUGUGCUGGACGGAAAGAGCGAGGUGCAGCUGCUUGAUGAGCUUUACGAUGGAGUGGUUGCUGCCACCAAUAAGGCUGACCUGAAUGAGAUCAGAAUUCCUAGGGAAACUGUUAUGAUCGCGAAGAAAGAGAAGCCGCUCAAGGUCAGCUUGAAGCAGUUGGUCCAGAGGAAAGCUGUUGAGCAGGACUAUUCUGAGGAGAUUGAGCAGGCAUAUGUGCAGCUAGAGAACAGCAGGAAGCCUUAG